Acanthopagrus latus (yellowfin seabream) is the source of this 1620-nucleotide messenger RNA. It is a transcript of the gene vrk1, whose product is annotated as VRK serine/threonine kinase 1. Bases 129 to 1445 code for a protein of 438 amino acids. Lineage: Eukaryota; Metazoa; Chordata; Actinopteri; Spariformes; Sparidae. The record is from RefSeq and is a predicted model, not a curated record. The transcript has 13 exons. Gene Ontology annotation, molecular function: protein serine/threonine kinase activity; ATP binding. Gene Ontology annotation, cellular component: nucleus; cytoplasm. Gene Ontology annotation, biological process: signal transduction; peptidyl-serine phosphorylation.
AGCUUACGCAGCGUAAGCGGCCAGUAGGGCGGCAGAGUGCUGUGACGUCACUUCCUGACCGGUAGUAAUGCGGGAAGUUUGGUCUCACACAGCUUAACGCACAGCCAACAACAAACUGCAAACUCCAGAUGCCUCCUAAAGGAAAGGCGGCCGGCAAAGGCAGAGCUCCGGCUAAGAGGAAGCUGGCAGAGGAGUUCCCCCCUGGAGAAGUCCUGACAGACACUGCGAAGAAGUCCUGGAAGCUGGGGGCUCCGAUCGGCCAGGGAGGAUUUGGUCUCAUAUAUCUGGCUGAUGAGAACUCUGCAGGACCUGUGGGUGCUGGAGCUCCCUACGUCAUCAAAGUGGAGCCCAGUGACAAUGGACCUCUGUUCUCUGAGCUCAAGUUUUACAUGAGAGCUGCUAAGCCUGAUCUGAUUCAGAGCUGGAUCAAGUCUCACAAGUUGGGAAAUUUGGGAGUUCCCAGGUACUGGGGCUCGGGCCUGCAUGACCGAGGAGGGAAGAGGUACAGGUUCAUGGUAAUUGACAGGCUUGGCACAGACCUGCAGAAGAAGUUUGAAGAAUGUGGGAGGAGGUUCCCCAGAAAACUGGUCCUGCAGCUCGGCCUCCGACUGCUCGAUACUCUGGAGUACAUCCAUGAUCAUGAGUAUGUGCAUGCUGACAUUAAGGCCUCCAACCUCAUGCUCAGUCACAGCGAUCCCAACCAGGUUUACUUAGUAGAUUAUGGGCUGGCGUAUAGGUACGCACCUGAAAAUGUCCCGAAAGAGUACAAGGAAGACCCGAAGAGAUGUCAUGACGGCACCAUAGAGUUCACGAGCAUCGACGCCCACAAAGGAGCAUCUGCCAGCAGACGGAGCGACCUCGAGAUCCUGAGCUACUGCAUGGUCCAGUGGCUGUGUGGACGUCUGCCCUGGGAGGACAAGCUGCAGGACCCCGUCUACGUCAGAGACUCUAAAAUCAGGAGUCAAGAAAACAUCCCUGAAUUUCUGACCAAGUGUUUCUCCCCUCAAGACAAGCCAGAUGAGAUCCAGAGGUUUAUGGAAGAGGUCAAAUCUCUGAGCUACGAAGACAAACCGCCGUACGAGAAGCUGCGCUCCAUCCUGAAGGCUGGACUGAAGGCUGUCCAGGCUAAAGAUGACGGCAAGCUGGAGUUCACUCCAGUCAAUGGAGCCGUACCGCCUCCUGCCAAGGUCACCAAGAGAAAGAAAGCUGCAGUUGAGGCAGAGGAGAGUGAGACUGAUGGAAGUCCUGUCAAGAAAAAAAGAGUCGCAAAGAAGAAAGAAGCAAAUGGAGUAAGGAAAAGUCCCAAAAAGGCUCCUAGACCAAGGAAGGUAGCCAGCACUGGAAACCAGGGUGACCCCAAAUCCAGAUUGGUGGACAUGGGCACCCAGACGUCACCUGUACCCGCCCAGAAACCCAGAGGCAGACCCAAGAAGACCACCUCCUAAGGAUCCACCUGGAUCUUACACUCCUCCCUCCAUCCUCCUGUCUGCACUGUGUUUCUAAAAAAUAUACUUUUUAAGGUUUUAUAGGUAGAUUUUCUAUCUGUUACACAGGGAAAUAUGUUUAUGUUUGAUUGUAUUCAUGAAGCUGUUGUAAUAAAGAAGAAGUUAAAUUGUGAAA